This is a messenger RNA of Bombus pyrosoma, 826 nucleotides long. Its product is annotated as dynein beta chain, ciliary-like. The coding region runs from base 263 to 583 and encodes 106 amino acids. Gene Ontology annotation, cellular component: dynein complex. The record is from RefSeq and is a predicted model, not a curated record. Gene Ontology annotation, biological process: microtubule-based movement. Gene Ontology annotation, molecular function: dynein light intermediate chain binding; dynein intermediate chain binding; minus-end-directed microtubule motor activity. The transcript has 3 exons. Lineage: Eukaryota; Metazoa; Arthropoda; Insecta; Hymenoptera; Apidae.
UGUAGCCUUGCGUCCUUCAUCGCAGGCUUAGAGAUACUUCUAUAAUAAUUAUUUGCAAAAUUCCCAACACCCUGCAAUUCUAACUAAUCCUUAUCUUUAAGAAGAGUUGAGUACCUGUGCGGAUUUUCCAUAAAAAUCACCACCUUUUCAGACACGAAAAAUGAAACAUUUACCUAUUAUGAAAGAAACGUAAAAAGUGAACAAUUAACACAGUAAUAGAACAGUAAAGGUUUUUCAGAUACAAUUACGAACAGAUUAUUCGAUGACUGAUUUAAGAGGCGAUUUAUCAGGUUUAUAUUUGAAAUCUGGAUUGAAAGGAUUCGAAAUAACUUUCGUGAUGACUGAUUCUCAUAUCGCCGAUGAAAAAUUUCUCGUACUUAUAAACGAUAUGCUCGCUUUUGGCGAAAUCUCCGAAUUAUUCGCCGAUGAAGAGGCAAAUAAUAUCGCGAACGCCUUAAGAACUGAGGUAAAACAAACCGGUAUAAUAGACACCAAAGAAAAUUGCUGGAAAUUUUUCAUCAAUCGAGUUCGAAAUUUGCUAAAAUGCGUUCUUUGCUUGUCUCCCGUUGGUGCAACAUUAUGAAACAGAGGUAGACAAUUUCUAGCAAUCGUAAACAACACUUUGAUCAAUUGGUUUCAAAACUCGCUACAGGGCGCUUUGAGAUCCGUUUCCACCAGGUUCUUAGAAGCAAGACAAUUUAGCACAUUCUUGAUAAAGCUUAAGUCAUUUAUUUAAUUUAAUUUAUCAUAAGACAUCAGUGUGAAUGAAAACAACUAUUAUGUUUUACCUUUUAUUAAACUAUUUAUUACAUUGAAAUGUUUAUAA